Molecule: messenger RNA, 3054 nt
Organism: Amblyraja radiata (thorny skate)
Lineage: Eukaryota; Metazoa; Chordata; Chondrichthyes; Rajiformes; Rajidae
Product: epidermal growth factor receptor kinase substrate 8-like protein 1
Exons: 21
Coding region: 194-2341 (715 amino acids)
Biological process (GO): positive regulation of ruffle assembly; regulation of Rho protein signal transduction; Rho protein signal transduction
Cellular component (GO): vesicle; plasma membrane; ruffle membrane
Molecular function (GO): actin binding
Source: RefSeq, a predicted model, not a curated record
AGUGUGUGUUUCAAACCCACGCCCAGUGACAUACACUGACUGCCUUCACUGAGAGGAGAAGGUGAGGCUAUACAGGGCGUCCGGAGAUUGGCGAAGAGAAGCUCAUUUCCCCUUGUCGCCUUUACAUUUAAAUUGACAGACGACUUCGACAAUCCCAGGCGUUUGUGGCCAUUCGCCAACAACCCGGCCAGCCAUGAGCUACAGGUCGCAAGAUCAAGGAAGCACGCUCCAGUAUGGCGAUCGGCUUUUGAAACCGACCGGCCGAUCGAUCUAUGAGCAGAGGAAGAAAUACGCCAACACCAACUUCAUCAUGGAGGAUCGUUCUCAAUACCACGUCAAUCAUCUGGCCACCUUCCCCCUGGGACCUGGGGAGGAGACCCAGACAGUGGACGAGUCCAUCAAGAAACUGAAGUCCAUGGAUAGCAAGGGCCGGAUCUGGACUCAGGACAUGUUGCUGCAGGUCCACCCCCUGGCCGUCAGCCUGGUGGACAUCGAGUCCAAGGAAGAGCUGGAGAACUACCCUCUGUCGGCGAUCGAGAGUUGCGAGUCACUGUUGGACAACUGGAGGUACAACUCCAUCCUCAUCCUUGUGUGCAAGGAAGCCCACCAGGUCAAGCCGGACAUCCACUUCUUCCAGUGCUCUGAGGUGGGGGCUGACCUGAUCAGGUCCGACAUUAACAGCGCCAUCACGGACAUGAGAAGUGGGAAAGCUGAGAGACCUAACGCUCUCAGGUUGAAUCAGGAGAGGAUGAAUGAACAGAUCUCCCCUUCCCCUCCCUUGCCACUCACCCCUUCACCAAAGAUGGCUCCCAAAGCCCCAAUGUCCUACAGCCCCUUGAUCAGGAGUCAAGGCUCGUCGCCUGUCCCACCAUCUCCGACAACUUCAUCCGACCUCACAGAUUGGAACGACGCGGACAGGAAUCUGGUGGACACGGUGGAACAGAGGAUGUCGCGAGACGUGGCGAUCCUGAACCACACGUUCGACGAUAUCGAGAGCUUUAUGGCCCGGCUCCAGAAAAGCGCUGAGGCCUUCAAGGUUCUGGACCAGAGGAAGAAGGGCAGAAUGGGCAAGAAGAAAACCACCAAGGAAAGCGGAGAGGGCAUGUUGACACUGAGAGCGAGACCACCCUCUCAGGAAGAGUUUGACGAAGUCUUUCAGAAGUACAAGUACUCCUUCAGUUUGCUGGCUCGUGUGAAAACCAACAUUGUCAACCCCAACGCCACGGAGCUCAUCCACUUCCUCUUCGGACCUCUCGAUGUGAUGGUGCAGACUGCUGGCCUGGACGUGGCCAGUUCCGUGGCCAGCCCGUUCCUCACCAAUGACGCUGUCCACCUCUUGACCGACACCCUCAACGAGACGGAGAACACACUGUGGCAGUCGCUGGGCGACCACUGGACCAAACCCAGAUUGGAAUGGCCCCCUGACCAGUGGGGUGCCCCCUACACCGCCUACUUCCGCUCUGGGUGGGUGCCCGACCGGCUGGACCCCAACAACGCCCCCUGGGAUGACCCCGUCGAACUCCAGCACAAGCACGAGUUCCUCCGCAUGCAGCAAUCUGGCCCUCAGACGGUCCCCAUCAAACUGACCAAUGGGAACCACGAGGCUGGAAAGAAGAUGAGAUGCAGCUACGACUUUGUGGCGCGGAAUAGCAGCGAGCUCUCUGUGCUCACUGGGGAAGUGGUGGAGGUUCUGGACGACACCAAGCGCUGGUGGAAGGUGGGGAACCAGAGCGGGCAGGUGGGCUACAUCCCCUUCAACAUCCUGGAGCCCCUCCACACACCUGAAAUGCUGGAUGACAACGUCCUGUACUCAGAGGUGACCCCCAAGGAGUUACGGCAGAAGGCCAAGGGAACCCCCCCACCCACGCUACAGAAGAAGGCCAUCAGCGCAGCCGCACCCUGGGAUGCCGAGGCCCUGGGGGUGACACCGAUGGAGAAAGAACGUAACUCCCAGAUCAACGUCAUGAAUGAAGAGCUGCUGCUGAGAAUCGCUAACGGACGCACCAACCAAACCAAGUCCUUCCACGUACACAAGACCCUGGACACCUCGGUCCCCCUGGACUACAACUCCUCUCCAAGUGACGUCGGCACCUGGCUGGAAGCCAAAGGCUUUAACCAAAUGACGGUGAACUCGCUUGGAAUCCUGACUGGAGCUCAGCUCUUCUCACUGGAGAAGGAGGAGUUGAAAUCAGUGAGUCCAGAAGAAGGAGCGAGGGUCUACAGCCAGGUGAUGGUCCACAAGGCAUGGCUCGAGGAGAAUCGUAGUAUAACGGAGUUGGAAGCCAUCAUGCAGAAACAGAAGAAGAAGGUGGACUCGGAUAUAAAAAUGUCAACGUUGUGAGGAGAAGGGAGGAGAAUCUAUAUUCCCUCCCGACACCAAGAUUCGGCAUCCAGAUGUGCUAUGUUAGUACUGUAGGCCCCUCUGUAUCACCCAGAGACUUUGUACAUAGGAUAUUGUACAUAGGACGAAUCUCAAUCCCAUAUUUAUCGUCUUUGAUCAGCAGAAGCCACGUUGGGGGGGUGGGGGGGGGGUGGGAUUGUACAGAUUUCUGAGCGACUUCUUAGCGCGAUGUGAGUUAAAGAUGGCCGCCUUCUCCGUUGUCCAACGACAAAGUUGACCACUGGCGGGCGCGAGGCAGAUGGAGCCAGUCAGCAGCUUGUCGGAACAAGGAGAAAGGAGAUAAUACUUUUUGGCCACAAACAUUCCUUUCGCGACGAGGCUCCGUCUUCGAUGUCCUACAACAAAGCUGAACGCUGUCCAUAUAUACCCGUGGGCACAUUGGUGGAUGGUGGAGAGGAGAUGAUGAGGAGGAGGCAGAGGUUUGAGCAUUGAUGGGCAACUUUUCGAAGAACGAUGAAGAGGAAACCAAGAGAAUAAUUUAUAGGUCUUUGUUUUGUUUUGAUUGGGUUUGUAAAUUCUAAUUGCAAUUUUUUUUGUGUGUGUGUUGUGUGUGUGUGUGUAUUGUGUGUGUGUGUGUGUGUGUGUGUGUGUAUUGUGUGUGUAUUGUGUGUUGUGUGUAUUGUGUGUGUGUGUGUGUGUGUGUGUUGUGUGUG